AUGGAAAAGACAAAGGGCUUUGGUGACUCGGUCAUAGAAUUGACAAAUAAUGCAUCCAGUUCGCAACAAUCUAACCAGUCUUUCAAUCACAAUACGGUCCCAAAUAACGCCCCUCUCCCAACGACAGCAUGGCCGCAAGAGCCGGUGGCACUGGUGCCAGACAAAAAUUCGUCACUUCUUCUGAAUUUAUUCGAUGCAGUUCUGUUGUUCGUGCCUUUUGUGCUCUUUGCUAAGGUCGGCCUGGUCAUUGGGGCAUGGUACAUUGAUCGAAACCACCGCGGCGUCGACCUCGAUCUUGUGAGCAAAUUGACUCUGUUCUUGCUAGAGUUCAAUGAUCAGAUGGUUACAGCAUUCACCAUCAUUUUCGUCACCAUCAUGUCAACUCUGGUACGCAGAUAUGCCCUCUGGAAGGCACAGGAAGGUGCAUACGUCCCUGAACUUGAACAACUCCAAGGAAGCAUCAGUCUACCAAGCACUUUCAAGCUCAUCAUUUCCCUACGUGCUUUCACUCUGACCAGUGUCGCCCUUGUUUCUGUUUGGUCCUUUUACUAUCUAGGAAGUCAGGCCAGCAAGAGGGAGUUUGAACAAGUUUCCUCGGCGAAAUUUCACAAAAUGGUGGGCUAUACUGGUGGUCCAGAUUACCUCUCAGGACUCAACCCGGCAUUCGUCAGCGAUCCAGACUCACAGCCCUUUUCCAUAAAAAGAGUCGAUUCUGAUUUCUGGUUCGCGAUGGCGUGGAGUGAUCAGGUCCAACAGCCAAACCGAUGGGGAACUGAUUCAGCUGGCUCGGCACUAAUUCCCGACCUGAACGCCCUUCUUCGUACAGGAUACUACCUUGAACCCGGCAAUUGGGACAUACAUAUUCCAACUCCUGGUCGUCAUGGCUGGGUGGAUGUUUCGAAGCAAUCACUCAUUCAACAAUUCUACUCCUCAUACACUGGACGGCAGGUCUGGUUCCAGAAGCCCAAGCUUGUCACAAAUGGUCAACACGACUACCAAGUAAACAGUUUUCUUGGGGAUUACACGGUAACAACCAGCUAUCUUGACGUCGGAUGUAGCGCGCCCAAUCUUCUACCCUUCGAAUCCUUCCCCAAUGGAACUUAUCUCAGCCAGGGAAUCAGUAUGAAUAUGACUAAGCCGCGAGAUGAUGCCCCUCGAGAUUCCCAAUCACAGCCUCUCAGAGAAUUUGAACUUUGGAUCCGGUGGCCUGCAAUCAAUGACAUCCCAACUGCUGGCAGCUCUCAGCAGAUAUGCAAUAUUUCUUCUGUAAAUGUCGAUAUGAAAGUCCACUGUCAGGAACUAGGUUGCUACCCUCGACAACUGCGUUAUGCAAGCAACCAAAGCCCCGAGAAUGCCACAUCCUACAAGACUCCAUUCGACGAUGACGCAUUUGCAGCCAAGUUUUUUUCCGAGCUUCUGCUCGCUGAUGGUGUGCAGGGCAGUAUCUCUGUGGUGACGCAGAUGACUGAGGUCCUAAGUGCCUAUUCCACCACUCUUGCUUCCAUACAGUCCAGUGGUGAAUACAACAUCGAUUCGGCAAGAGCGUUCAAUAAAACGUUGACUCAGUACUUCAAUACCUAUUACAUACUCAGCCAACAGAACACCUAUGUGAACCCCAUCUGGGGCGCUCCGGGUUUCCAACCAGUCACGGUUGAUGGUGCCUUGUACGAUCCACAUUAUGGAAUUUCCUGGCCCUGGAUCGCCGUCGACAUUGUGUCGUGUGCCAUUUUACUGGCCGCAUCGAUCAUCGCGUGCUGGCUACGGAGGAAGACGCUUGCACCAGAUAUCUUUGGAUAUGUCUCCAGUCUUACGAGAGACAACCAAUACCUUCAGGUUCCGGAUAAUGGAACAACACUGGGUGGGAUCGAGCGUGCGAGGCUGCUCAAGGGUGUCAAGGUCAAGAUCGGCGAUGUUUCUGGACCUGACGAGCCAGUUGGGAGAGUCGGUCUGGCACAGGUAGGGUCCGGAGUCCCGGUGCAGGUGACCAAUUUACGGCCGACCACGACCUAUAUAUGA
This is a messenger RNA of Exophiala bonariae, 2016 nucleotides long. RefSeq lists its product as uncharacterized. Bases 1 to 2016 code for a protein of 671 amino acids. The transcript has a single exon. Lineage: Eukaryota; Fungi; Ascomycota; Eurotiomycetes; Chaetothyriales; Herpotrichiellaceae. The record is from RefSeq and is a predicted model, not a curated record.